Messenger RNA from Adineta steineri, 2304 nucleotides. NCBI's taxonomy places the organism in Eukaryota, Metazoa, Rotifera, Eurotatoria, Adinetida, Adinetidae. The record is from the annotation of a GenBank genome assembly.
AUGGCAACUAGCAAACCAAGUGGUACAAAAAAAAUUCAUCCAACAUCUGGAGUUUCUAUGCGUGCAACUAACAUUCGACGUAUGAACAUGCAAAGAAUGCAAAAUGUCCUCCUUAUCUGGCUGGACAGCAAUAUAAAUGACAAUAAUGCUGGUUGUAAUAAUACAAUCAAGCAAUUAAAACGUGUUGUUAACAACAUAAACACGUUUACUAAUGGUAAAGAAUGUGUUGAAUUUAUUCAAACCAUCACCAACAACAAAGUAUGUAUGAUUGUUUCUGGUUCACUUGGACAACAUAUUGUGCCUCAUGUGCAUGAUAUGUCCCAAGUAGACACCAUUUUUAUUUUUUGUGACAAUCAACAAUGGCAUAAACAAUGGGCAGAAGAAUGGUCCAAAAUAAAAGGAGUCUUCACAGAUAUAACAUCAAUCUGUGAAGCUCUCAAGCAAGCUGCUCACCAAUGUGAGCAAAAUGCCACAUCAAUCAGCUUUGUAGCAUCAAACAAGAAAUUGGAUCAAUUAGAUCCAUCAUUUAUGUAUACUCUGAUCUUGAAAGAGAUCUUAUUAACCAUCAAAUUCGAAGACAAACAUUUCAAAGAAUUUAUUACUUAUUGUCGUGAAGUAUUUGAUGAUAAUGAAAAAGGAUUAAAAAAUGUUCGUCAGUUACAAACAACAUACAAAAACAACAUACCUAUAUGGUGGUAUACAUGGAAUGCAUUUUUAUAUCGUAUGCUCAAUCAAGCAUUACGAUUAAUGGAUGCUGAUAUUAUUGUUCGAAUGGGUUUCUUUAUUAAUGAUCUACAUCAUGAUAUUCAACGGCUACAUUCAGAACAAUUCGAUGGGCAUCUAUCAGGUACGACAUUUACAGUUUAUCGUGGACAAGGUCUUUCAAAAGAAGAUUUCACUGAAAUGACAAAAACUAAAGGUGGACUUCUUUCAUUUAAUAACUUUUUAUCAACUAGUAAAAAUCAAGAUGUUUCUCUUUCUUUCGCUCAACAAACUACCACAAAUCCUGAUCUUGUUGGAAUUCUAUUUGUUAUGUCGAUUGAUCCUACAGAUUCAACAACUCCAUUUGCUGAUGUUACAGAUGUUAGUUAUUUUCAUACAGAAGAUGAAGUUCUCUUUUCUAUGCAUACCAUUUUUCGUAUUGGUGAUAUUAAACCAAUGGAUGGAAAUAAUCAUCUCUAUAAAGUGAAUUUAACAUUAAUCAAUGAUAAUGAUCAAGAUCUUCGUACUCUUACUGAUCGUAUUCGACAAGAGACCUCUCCAAAUUCGGCAGGAUGGUACAGAUUAGGAUUAUUGCUAUUAAAAAUGGGUUACUUUAACAGGGCUCAAGAAGUUUACGAAAUUUUACUUCAUCACACAUUAAGUGAAAGUAACAAGGGGCCUAUUUAUCAUCGACUAGGUUGGAUCAAAUAUAAUCAAGGAGAAUACCAAGAAGCACUUACAUACUAUGAAAGAUCACUUGCUAUCUACGAAAAAACACUUCCUUCCACUGAUAUUAAUUUGGGCAAUAUCUAUAACGACAUCGGUGUGGUGUAUGAAGAUAUAGGUGAUUAUCCAAAAGCACUCUCCUCUCAUGAAAAAGCUCUUGCAAUCAAACAACAAUCACUUCCUCCCAAUCAUCCUGAUUUGGGUGUUUGCUAUAACAACAUCGGUUUGGUGUAUCACAGUAUGGGUGAUUAUACAAAAGCACUUUUAUCUCAUGAAAAAGCCCUUGCUAUUCGACAACAAUCACUUCCUUCCAAUCAUCCUGAUUUGGGUGCUUCCUAUAACAACAUCGGUAGUGUGUAUGAUAGCAUGGGUAAUUAUCUGAAAGCACUCUCCUCUUAUGAAAAAGCUCUUACAAUCAAACAACAAUCACUUCCUCCCAAUCAUCCUAGUUUGGGUGGUUCCUAUUACAACAUCGGUAAUGUGUAUUACAACAUGGGUGAUUAUCCAAAAGCACUUUCAUCUUACGAAAAAGCACUUGAAAUCCAACAACAAUCACUUCCUUCCAAUCAUCCAGAUUUGGUUUCUUCCUACAUGGGCAUCGGUUUAGUAUAUGACAGCAUGCGUGAUUAUCCAAAAGCACUUUCUAAUUAUGAAAAGGCCUUUGCAAUCAAACAACAAUCACUACCUUCCAAUCAUCCUAGUUUGAGUGCUUCCUAUAACAACAUCGGUACGGUGUAUGCGAAGAUGGAUAACUAUUCAAAAGCUCAUUCAUUUUUUGAACGUGCUGUACAAAAUGCACAACAAUCAUUACCAGCGAAUCAUCCUGAUCUUAAAAUAUAUACAGAAAAUCUCGAACGCAUAAAAAAGAAAUUAUAA